Molecule: messenger RNA, 1227 nt
Organism: Fusarium coffeatum
Lineage: Eukaryota; Fungi; Ascomycota; Sordariomycetes; Hypocreales; Nectriaceae
Exons: 3
Coding region: 1-1227 (408 amino acids)
Biological process (GO): proteolysis
Molecular function (GO): aspartic-type endopeptidase activity
Source: RefSeq, a predicted model, not a curated record
AUGCUUAGUCUCACUCUCGCCGCCGCCGCUGCAGCUGUUGCUCUGCCUGGCUUUGCUACCGCGGCCAAGACUCCUGCUGGGGUCAUCGCUGUCCCGUUAUCUCGCGAUGAGGGCCUCACCGCGUAUUUCGCCAAGCUCCAGGUUGGCACGCCACCACAAACAGAGUAUCUCAAGAUCGAUACUGGCAGCCCACGAUACUCUUUCAUGGACCCUCGCAAUGAAGUCUGCCAAAAAAAGGAAAAGCCGUGCAGUACAUUCGGAACUUUCAAUAACAAGACAUCCUCAACAAGUCGCUAUCGAGGUCAUGGCUUUCAAGAUGCCUUGGGCUCCGUUGGAAUGGGCGACUAUCUGAGCGAUACUGUUUCCUUAGGCGGCGUAUCUGUCAAGGACUUGUACUUUGGCUACACUUCAGAAUACAGCUUCCCAGACAAAGUCAGAGGUGAUGCCUAUACGAUUCUUGGUUUGUCGUUGGAGUGUUCCUACGCAGGCCCCAAAUGCACUGACAGGGCUUCCGCUUACGCGAUGCCUGAGCUCAAGCGUGCCUCCAAGAUCAACUACUUGGCUUCAAGUAUUUACCUUGGACCCGACGACAAGGAGGCUGCCAAUGCCAAGAUGCUGCUCGGUGGCGCCUACGAUAAAGCAAAGAUUGACGGCGACCUCAUCACCGUGCCUAUGGUAGACCCAUUCCAUGUCAAGCUCAGUCUCGGCCAGACGAACUCUGUCAAUGUUACUUCCGUCGACGUCUUCGUCGGCAAAGACAACAACCACACGCGAGAGACUUACGGGGAUAAAGGCCUCGGCGUUCCCGUUCUGUUGGAUACAGGCGUCGCAAGCUGGUACUUGACCGACAAGACCAUGGCUCCUCUCUACCGUGCCUUUGGUUUGACCGAGGCACCUGGAUGGGGCCAGCAGUACUUUGCCGUUGACUGCAAGUAUGCCAACCCCAAGCGCUCUGACGGUUAUGUUGUCGUUGAGUUCGGGACUCAUGGAAAGAUCACGGUUCCCUUUCACGGCAUGGUAUCGAAAUUUCCUGACGGCACCUGUGGAGUCUUUGCUCAAUCCCGAGGCGACAGUGUAUCCAUCUUCGGUGAUCCUUUCUUGCGUAACGUGUACAGCAUCUUUGACCAAGAGAACUUUUCGAUUUCGAUGGGACGGGUGAAGCAUACAGAUGAAGAGAAUAUUGUGCCUCUUCCCAAAGGAGGGUUCAAGCCGACUGCGCGUUACUAA